UCGGAGAUGACAAGUCGCGUGAAGAUGGCCGAAAGCGCUUUGCAGCUGUUAGCCAGAGUUGGGGAGCGGCGUUCAUUAAAAGACAUCGAUCCGCGUAUUUUCCCUGAGAACGGUGGUCCAGUUCAAGGCGACGUUGUCGAGUUUCACGGAGUUGAGGGCAGCGGUAAGACAGAGACCCUGUAUCACCUAAUGUCCCGCUGCCUUCUCCCCGUCCCCAGCGGAGGCUUGGGAGUGGAUGUGGUCUUCGUAGACACAGACUACCACUUUGACAUGCUCCGGCUGGUGGCCGUGCUGGAGGCCCGCGUGAGCGGUGCGGGCCAUGAGCGUGAGGCGCAGGAAGAGGAGGAGGUGGUGGUGCGCUCCUGCCUGCGCCGGCUCUCCGUGGUCCACUGCUCCAGCUCCACCCAGCUCCUCCUCACCCUGCACUACCUGGAGGGCUCCAUCAGCGCCCGGCCUGACCUCAGCCUUCUCGUAGUAGACAGCAUCUCCGCCUUCUACUGGGUGGACCGUAGCAGCGGGGGCGACAGCCUGGCUCGGCAGGAGGCUAACCUGAGGAAAAGCGUCGAGCUCCUGAACAGGCUCCGCAGGGACUACGGCACUGUGGUCUUCGCCACCACGCACGCCAUCAUGAGGAAUUACGCGUCUGCGUCUAGCUCGGCGGCUGGCGGCUCGACGAAUGCCAGCGACUGGAGACCCGGAGCAGGUGUCACCGACUUCGACAAGCCUUAUCUCUGCAGAAUUUGGCAAAGGUCAUUGACACACCGCCUUCUGUUCUCCAAAAGUGAACAAAGUUCUGCGGUGGUGGGAGAGCCGCAGGUUUUCUCAGUGGCAUGCACCGCCAUAAGAACAAAAGGUGUUAAAAGAUGUGCGUUUCAUGUAACAGAAGGAGGUGUUGUGUUUCUCUGAAGGCAGUGCGUAUGUGUUCCAGGGGAAUGCACAGUUCAUACAUGCUACAGUCAUCAGUUUUUCCACCCUGAGCCCAUGCAAAACUCGUCAGCAAACCACAAAACCCUUUGUUCAUGGAAUUUAAAGUUUUGAAGCAUGAAAAUAUAAAACCUUUUUAGACCUCCAGAAGGUGUUCUUGUCUGUUCCUGGGAACGGCAAAUUUGCAUAAUGUGUUUUUCUGCUGGUCCUGCAUGCCUGGUGUAAGUUUGGUAACGAGGUGGGAAAAACAGCUGUGCAGCUCUUGGGAGUGAGUUGCUUUUUAUGUAGCUGUGUGUCUUUGGUCUGUGCAGAGCUGGACUGCAGUCUUUAAAAUAAGGGUCGUGUUUGUUAUUUAUCUACAGUCUCACCGGGUUCUGCUUCUUUUGUUCUGCUUCCUCACACUCCGCUGUAACUGCAGUGAGGAUUGUAAGGUUACAUCAGUGUUUUGAUUUCUGUCUUCGUACUGCGUCUUGAUUUAAAACUCGUUUCGCUGUUGCAGGGCGUCGGACGUUUACAAGUUUUGGGUGACUUCACCGUCCAUGUACUGCCCUUAUGCUUCAUGUUUGUGUUUAGA
Messenger RNA from Electrophorus electricus (electric eel), 1498 nucleotides. RefSeq names its product X-ray repair complementing 2 (gene xrcc2). Gene Ontology annotation, molecular function: ATP binding; ATP-dependent DNA damage sensor activity; four-way junction DNA binding. The record is from RefSeq and is a predicted model, not a curated record. Gene Ontology annotation, cellular component: Rad51B-Rad51C-Rad51D-XRCC2 complex; centrosome; replication fork. Gene Ontology annotation, biological process: double-strand break repair via homologous recombination; DNA strand invasion. NCBI's taxonomy places the organism in Eukaryota, Metazoa, Chordata, Actinopteri, Gymnotiformes, Gymnotidae.